GCAGGUGCAGACCUGGGCCAGGGGGAGAGUCAGGGAAGCCCGGAUGGGACACGGGGGGAGCUGCGCUGGGGGUGGUUCCCGGAGGGCUUCCUGGAGGAGGAGGGCAUCUUGGAGCUAGACCUUGAGGAUGCGUUUGCCCAGUGGCGGAGGGCAUCCGAGGGCCGAGGGGUCGGCGGGAGGGAGAGCUGGGGAGGAAACAGCGUCUGCAGCGUUUUUCCAGGAAAAGCUAGUAGGAAUCUUCCCAGGGCGUGGGCUCCCCGGAACUCAUCCCUCCCGGUCACUGAGCUGCCCUGAGCUUCCGGUCUCAAGCCGGGCGCAGAGAGGUGCAGCCCCUCCGUUCCCGGACGCGAAAACCGAGCGCACGCGGGCCGAAGGCGACGGCGCGGACAGCUGGGAAACACCCGGCUCCUCGCCGUGACCGGCGCUCGGUGCCAAGCUCCGUCCCCUCAGCUCACUUCCCUUGUCUCGGAUCCCCGCUGCUCUAGGACCCUAAAUCGUCGGUCUACUGUUUCCCGGGGAACCGCAUUUCGCUACACCCACCCCGGUGGAGCCCCCGCCCGCUUUCCCUUGCGCCAGCCAAUGGAAACGAAGGUCCUCAGCCGGUGGGCGGGACGUCUCCCCAGGCGCCCAGUGGCAGUCGGGAACCGCUGAGCCCUUAGCCAGUCACGCCGCGGAGUGGGCGGGGCCUCCUGCCCGGACUUGAAGCCACGCCGGCAGGUCGGGCAGGCGUGAGGCCGGCUGUAAGUCCAUGUGGCGGGAGUUGUGGACCACGGCUGCCCGGGCGGCACGCGGGCCUCGCAGGCUGUGCCUGCGCCGGGGCUCCGGCGCUCCGGCCCCCAGCCCCGGGGCCACCGUCUUCGCGCUGAGCUCGGGCCAAGGCCGCUGCGGCGUCGCGGUGAUCCGGGCCAGCGGCCCUGCCAGCGGCGACGCGCUCCGCAUCCUCACGGCGCCCCGGGCCCUGCCCGCCGCCCGCACGGCCAGCCUGCGCCUGCUCAGCGACCCCCGCUCCGGGGAGCCCCUGGACCGCGCGCUGGUGCUCUGGUUCCCAGGUCCCCGGAGUUUCACGGGUGAGGACUGCGUGGAGUUCCACGUGCACGGAGGCCCCGCCGUGGUGAGCGGCGUCCUGCAGGCCCUGGGCAGCGUGCCAGGGCUGCGGCCGGCAGAGGCAGGAGAGUUCACCAGGCGCGCGUUCGCCCACGGGAAGCUGAACCUGACCGAGGUGGAGGGGCUGGCCGACCUGAUCCACGCGGAAACCGAGGCGCAGCGGCGGCAGGCCCUGAGGCAGCUGGACGGGGAGCUGGGCCAGCUCUGCCGCAGCUGGGCCGGGACCCUCACCAAGGCUCUGGCCCACGUGGAGGCCUACAUCGAUUUCGGUGAGGAUGACAACCUGGAGGAGGGUGUCCUGGAGCAAGCGGACGUGGAAGUUCGGGAGCUGGAGGUGGCGCUGGGUGCGCACCUGCGAGAUGCCAGGCGUGGGCAGAGGCUGCGCUCGGGGGCGCACGUGGUGGUCACUGGACCCCCCAACGCGGGCAAGAGCAGCCUGGUGAACCUGCUCAGCCGGAAGCCUGUGUCCAUCGUGUCCCCGGAGCCUGGGACCACUCGAGAUGUGCUGGAGACCGCCGUGGACCUGGCCGGCUUCCCUGUGCUGCUGAGCGACACGGCGGGCUUGCGCGAGGGCGCGGGGCCAGUGGAGCAGGAAGGCGUGCGGCGGCCGGGGAGAGAGAGGCUGGAGCAGGCGGAUAUCAUCGUGGCCAUGCUGGACGCCUCUGACCUGGCCUCUCCCUCCAGCCGCGACUUCCUGGACACAGUCGUAGCCACCGUGGGCGCUCGCAGCCCCAGGGAGGGCGGCCAGCGCCUUGUGCUGGUGCUGAACAAGUCGGACCUGCUGCCCGCCGAGGGCCCCCGCCCCGGCCCCGGCCUGCCCCCCAGCCUGCUGCUGUCGUGCCUGACGGGAGACGGGCUGCACGGCCUCCUGGAGGCCCUGCGGAAGGAGCUGGCUGCAGUGUGUGGGGACCCGUCCACAGGCUCACCUCUCCUGACUCGAGAGAGGCACCGGCAUCACCUCAAAGCCUGCCUGGAUGCCCUCGGCCACUACAAGCAGUCUAAAGACCUGGCCCUGGCGGCCGAGGCCCUGCGUGUGGCCCGGGGCCACCUGACCUGCCUCACAGGUGGAGGGGGGACCGAGGAGGUCCUGGACAUCAUCUUCCGGGACUUCUGCGUGGGCAAGUGAGGGGGCUGCCUCGGGGGGUCUGGGAGCAGCUCGGCCCGGAUGGGGUUCCCGGUCACUCAAGGAAGAACCUGAUUCCAAAAUGGUGACGCAGGCCAGGUGCGGUGGCUCACGCCUGUAAUCCCAGCACUUUGGGGAGGCUGAGGUGGGAGGAUGGUUUCAGGCCAGG
Microcebus murinus (gray mouse lemur) is the source of this 2396-nucleotide messenger RNA. The record is from RefSeq and is a predicted model, not a curated record. Lineage: Eukaryota; Metazoa; Chordata; Mammalia; Primates; Cheirogaleidae.